UUCCGCCGGGAUCCCGGGCAGGACACACCCAACUGCAGCCCGGGCCGGGAUCCCUCGCCCGAGCUCCCCGCGCCAGCAAGCGGCUGGCGUGCGGGGCACCGGAACCGGGGAGCCCCCUUUCUCCAGCACCCCAGCCGGCAUGGAGCCGCCCGCAAGCUGCCUUUGGCUCUCGGUGUUCAGCUGCCUCCUCGCCUGGGUGUCAAGCACACCUCCUGAGUGCACCAUCAUGCUGGCGAUCGAACAUGCGCGUGAGAAAUGCCUGGCGGACUCCAGCCUGGACAAUCAGACAGCAGGUUGUGGAAGGAUGUGGGACAACAUAACCUGCUGGCCCUCAGCAGCAGUGGGAGAAGUUGUGGUGAUGCCAUGCCCCAUAUAUUUUAUCUUCUUCUCCAGUUCUCUGGGUAAUGUGACCAGGAACUGCACAAGCCAAGGCUGGGCAGACAUGUAUCCUGCCACCUAUGCAGCAGCUUGUGGGUACGAUACCAACAGCACUCCAGUAGAAGAGACGACGUUCUAUGGCACAGUGAAGACCGGUUACACCAUCGGACAUAGUUUAUCUCUCAUUGCUCUCACUGCUGCUAUGAUCAUUUUGUGCCUCUUCAGAAAACUGCACUGCACUCGAAAUUACAUCCACAUGCAUCUCUUCAUGUCUUUCAUCAUGAGAGCCAUUGCAGUCUUCAUAAAGGACGUCAUCCUCUUUGAGAGCGGCGAGUCUGACCACUGCUCUCCGAGCUCAGUGGGCUGCAAGAUUGCCAUGGUUUUCUUUCAGUACUGCAUCAUGGCCAACUUCUUCUGGCUGUUGGUGGAAGGCUUGUACCUGCACACCCUUCUGGUCGUCUCUUUCUUCUCAGAGAGGAAGUACUUCUGGUGGUAUAUCCUGAUUGGCUGGGGUGCACCAUCAGUUUUCAUCACAGCCUGGACUCUCAUCAAGGUUCACUAUGACAACAUCGGGUGUUGGGAGGACAUAGGCGAGUCCCGGUACUGGUUGAUCAUCAGAGCUCCUAUUGCAGUUUCUAUUUUGGUGAACUUCAUCAUCUUCGUUUGUAUUAUCCGGAUCCUAUUCCAAAAGCUGCAUUCCCCAGAUGUCGGGCGCAAUGAAACCAGCCAGUACUCGAGACUGGCUAAGUCUACCCUGCUGCUGAUCCCGCUCUUCGGCAUCCACUACAUCGUGUUCGCCUUCUUCCCCGACAACUUCAAAAUGGAGAUAAAGCUCGUCUUCGAGCUUGUGCUCGGCUCCUUCCAGGGCUUUGUGGGGGCCGUUCUAUACUGUUUCCUCAAUGGGGAGGUUCAAGCUGAGCUGAAGCGGAAGUGGCGCAGGUGGCACUUGGAGAGGUUCCUGGGCUCUGACAUGAAAUAUCACCACCCGUCCGUCGGAAGCAACGGUACCAACUUCAGCACUCAGAUCUCCAUGCUCACCAAGUGCUCGCCUAAGACUCGCAGGUGCUCCAGCUCCCAAGGAGACUUCUCUCUGGUCUGAGGGGGAGAAACGCCCCCGCACGGAACACUUGAGAGAAACCAUCCAGGAAUUUAUUUAAAGCUGAAGAGUUGUUUUUAAACAAGACGAUCCCCAUGAGUCAAACAAAGGGCAUGAAACUGGAAAAGCCGCUGACGUCCUGAAGGAGAAGAGACAAGUCAGGACACAGAGAUCUAUUUCCCUUCUUUCCAGAUCUUUAACUACAGGCUUGUCCCUGGGCAAUGGAGAAACUCACAAACUGACUAUUAAACUUGUGCACAACUCCAGCUUGCCUGGGGAGGGCCUAGGAGGUUCUGAAAGGCUCAUGAAUAGGGGGCGCGGGAUAAUUAAUGGCUUCACCUAAACCAGCUUUUCGGAAACAGGUAGAAACAAUGCACUUUUUCAAAUGAGCCAAUGAGAAAAAAACAUGCUUUUAAUGUGCCAAGAGUCCGAUCGGUAAGGGACAGCAGUGAGAUGAGGAAGGACCUACAACCAGGGGACAGAUUGUAGUAGGGUGCAGCAUUGUGCGCAUCCAGACGCGUUUCACAUUGCUACAAAUAAGCUGAAAGACCAGAAAGUCAUCUCAUCGGCUCCGGAACCAGAGUGGAAUCUGCAGCUCGCUAACAGUCUGUAUUGCCCUCGUUAAUAAAAGCUUUGAGUACCUCCACUGUGGACGACGCCUCCGAAAUGUAGCUUGCUGAGGAGCUAAAAUGUAAAUGCCCUCUUCUGCACUAUACUCAUUAUGUUUUUUUUAAAACCGGAUAUAAUAGACUUGCAUGGCUAAUGUAUAUAAACAAGGUACAGAUGUCAAUUCAGUUGCAUUGCUGUGUUUUUCACAAAAGAAACCCUCUCUGAUUAAGCUUGCGAUAAGUCUUGGCAUAUUUUUACAGCAGGAAUCUGGGGAUUUGUGGGGAGGAUAUUGGUUUAUAAUAAGUUUGUACCUGAAUAAUGCACACUGCGGGGAAGGGGAGACUUAGCACUCACGUAGUGCUUGAUUGAAUCAGACCCUCCAUCAGGAGCCACUAACCAGAGUGAAGAAUUAACUUAAUAGCAGUAGGCAGAAUUGGCUUUGGCAAAACAAGCUUAGAUCCACAAGUAACUGGCGCUGCAGGAGUUUGAAAUAGGAAAAGGGGAGCAGUGGGGCUAUGAAAUUGAUCCCUACUUCAAUUAUUCCAAACAGCUUUUAUCCUCCGAUGAAGGUAUCGCAAUGAAAAUCAUUAGAUCUUCAAUAAGGGUGAUACCAUACCUUCUGUCUGCUUUCCAACAACCUUGACAUGUACAUAUCCCGGCAUGAGCCCCAUUUGAAGUGUGUACAUAGCUCCCAUUAACACCAGUGGGCAUUUUCUUUUUCUUUACAUUUGUGGGGUGAAUUUAAUGCUGCUCCAGAGUGCCAGAUCGACAGCUGUGGAGACGUGAAGUCCUCUACUUAGACUCAUAGAUCCAUAGGAUUAGAAGGAACCAAAAGAGUCAGCUAGUCUAAACCUCAGCCAAGAUGCAGGAUUUGUUGUGUGUCAACUAUCCAAGACGGAUCUCUGCCUCUUCUUGAAAACCUUGAGUGAAGGAGCUCCCACGAUUUCCCUCGAUGUCUGUUCCACUGUCCUACUGUUCUUACAGUUAGGAU
This is a messenger RNA of Gopherus evgoodei (Goodes thornscrub tortoise), 3074 nucleotides long. It is a transcript of the gene VIPR1, whose product is annotated as vasoactive intestinal peptide receptor 1. NCBI's taxonomy places the organism in Eukaryota, Metazoa, Chordata, Testudines, Testudinidae. Gene Ontology annotation, cellular component: plasma membrane. Gene Ontology annotation, biological process: cell surface receptor signaling pathway; adenylate cyclase-modulating G protein-coupled receptor signaling pathway. The transcript has 13 exons. The coding region runs from base 140 to 1477 and encodes 445 amino acids. The record is from RefSeq and is a predicted model, not a curated record. Gene Ontology annotation, molecular function: vasoactive intestinal polypeptide receptor activity; G protein-coupled peptide receptor activity; peptide hormone binding.